Vicugna pacos (alpaca) is the source of this 575-nucleotide messenger RNA. RefSeq names its product serine protease inhibitor Kazal-type 7. NCBI's taxonomy places the organism in Eukaryota, Metazoa, Chordata, Mammalia, Artiodactyla, Camelidae. The record is from RefSeq and is a predicted model, not a curated record. Gene Ontology annotation, molecular function: protein binding.
UGACCCUUUCCUAGGGCAUGGCAGGUGUAGUUGUACAGCCCAGACAGCCUCUGCAUCACAGCCAUUUCCAUCAUGAAGAUCACUGGGGUCCUCCUUCUGCUCUGUACAGUGAUUCAUAUCUGCAGUUGCUCAGAAGCUGCUGGUCAGUCUUUAGCAAAGGUGGACUGCAGCAUUUACAAGAAGUACCCACUGGUGGCCAUCCCCUGCCCCAUCACAUACCUGCCUGUUUGUGGGUCUGACUACAUCACCUACGGGAAUGAAUGCCACUUGUGUAUUGAGAACUUGAAGAGUAACGGAAAAGUUCAACUUCUACAUGAGGGAAAAUGUUAACUUCACCAGAGACAUGGCUAUAGAGCAGUGAUAUCCCCACUGUCAUCUCCAUCUUCCCUGGGCCCUGCCUGCCUUUUCCUUCAUGGUGGUAGAGGUUCCGGGGGCUGGUGCUCGGGAUGGGGCACAGAAGAUUCAGGGUCAUCUUUGCUGAGCAGAGAAAGCUGUGCUCUCCCUCCAGACUCCUGCCUCACUGACUGACAAAUAAAAACAUAUCAAAUAAACUAAAAAGUAUAAUGAAAUUCUAA